This is a messenger RNA of Lycium ferocissimum, 5367 nucleotides long. Its product is annotated as putative disease resistance RPP13-like protein 1. Gene Ontology annotation, molecular function: ADP binding. The record is from RefSeq and is a predicted model, not a curated record. Gene Ontology annotation, biological process: defense response to other organism. Lineage: Eukaryota; Viridiplantae; Streptophyta; Magnoliopsida; Solanales; Solanaceae.
AACAGGUAAAAUAAAGAUCUUUGUAGAGAUUAUUCUAAGAUAGAAACAUUAAUCUUGUCAAAAUUCUUAAAAUCAUUUUGUGGUUCCUUGUUUUGCUUUGCAGAUUUCAGAAAUGGCUGGCUUAGACAUUGGCUUAGCAGUUGGUGGUGCAUUUGUCUCUUCAGCUUUGAAUGUUCUCUUUGAUAGGCUUGCUCCUCAGGGUGAGCUGCUCAAGAUGUUUCAGAAGAAUAAGGAUGGUGUUCAGCUCUUUGGGAAGCUGAGGAUGACUUUGCGUGGCCUUCAAGUUGUUCUAAGUGAUGCAGAGAAUAAGCAAGCAUCAGAUCCAUGUGUGAGCCAGUGGCUUAACGAGCUUCGAGAUGCUGUGGACGGUGCUGAAAACUUAAUAGAAGAAGUCAAUUAUGAAGCUUUGAGGCUUAAGGUGGAAGGUCAGCAUCAAAAUAUUGCUGAAGGAAUAAGCAACUUGCAGGUAAGUGACCUUCACUUGGGCCUAAGUGAUGAAUUUUUUCGUAACAUAAGGAAGAAGUUGGAAGGCACCAUUGAAACGUUGAAGGGGUUGCAAGAGCAAAUUGGUCACCUUGGCUUGAAGGAACAUUUUGUUUCGACUAAACAAGAAACUAGGACACCUUCAACUUCUUUGGUUGAUGAAUCUGAUAUCUUUGGUAGGCAGGAUGAAAUAGAGAAAUUGGUUGGCCGUUUACUGUCUGAAGAUGCAAAUGGAAAAAAUCUGACUGUAGUCCCCAUUGUUGGCAUGGGGGGCGUUGGCAAGACAACACUUGCUCAAGCAGUUUACAAUGAUAAGAAGGUGGAAAAACAUUUUGAUUUGAAAGCUUGGGUUUGUGUGUCUGAGUCGUAUGAUGCUUUAAGAAUAACAAAAGAGUUACUUCAGGAGAUUGGCUCAUUUGACUUAAAGGAUGAUAAUAAUCUUAAUAAGCUACAGGUCAAAUUGAAGGGAAGGCUAACUGGAAAUAGAUUUCUAGUUGUCCUUGAUGAUGUGUGGAAUGAUAACUAUAAUGACUGGGAUAAGUUGAGAAAGCUUUUUGUACAAGGAAAAAUAGGAAGUAAGAUCAUUGUGACGACACGUAAUAGAAGAGUUGCCUCGAUGAUGGAUGAUGAGGAAGUUAGCAUGGACAUUUUGUCUAGUGAAGACUCUUGGUCUUUAUUCAAAAGACAUGCAUUUCGAAACAUAGAUCCUAAGGAGCAUCCAGAACUUGAAGAGGUAGGGAAACAAAUUGCAGCUAAGUGCAAUGGAUUGCCCUUAGCUCUAAAGACACUCGCUGGCAUGUUACGCUCCAAAUCAGAGGUUAAAGAGUGGAAACAUAUUUUGAGAAGUGAAAUAUGGGAACUUCCAAACAAUGACAUAUUAGCAGCAUUGAAGUUGAGCUACAAUGAUCUUUCCGCACAUUUAAAGCAAUGCUUUUCCUAUUGUGCUAUAUUUCCCAAAGAUUAUCCAUUUUGCAAAGAACAAGUCAUUGAACUGUGGAAUGCUAAUGGUCUACUACGGGAGUUGCAGAAAGAUGAAACAAUUGAAGAUUUAGGCAACCGAUACUUUCUCGAGUUGAGAUCAAGAUCAUUAUUCGAAAGGGUCCCAAAUUCUUCUCAAGGGGACCAAGAGAAAUUCUUAAUGCAUGACCUUGUCAAUGAUUUAGCCCAAAUUGCAUCUUCAAAACUUUGUAUCAGGUUGGAAGAGAGUCAAGGAUCUCAUAUGUUGGAAAAAAGUCGACACCUAUCAUAUUCAAUGGGAUAUGGUGACUUUGAGAAAUUGAAACCACUCUUCAAAUUGGAGCAGCUGAGGACAUUGCUUCCGAUAAGCUUUUCGAUCUUAAGAUCAUUUUUUCUAAGCAAGAGGGUGCUGCAUAACAUAUUGCCAACACUAAGAUCCUUAAGGGCACUAUCACUGUCUCAUUAUAAGAUUAACGAGUUGCCGAGUGUCUUGUUUAUCAAAUUAAAGCUCCUAAGAUUUUUGGACCUUUCUCAGACAAAGAUUAAGAGGUUGCCAGAUUCAACUUGUGUACUGUAUAACUUAGAGACACUUCUCCUGUCAAAUUGUAGUUAUCUUGAGGAGUUACCUCUGCAGAUGGAAAAGCUAAUCAACUUGCAUCACAUUGACAUUAGCGGCACUUCUCGCUUGAAGAUGCCGCUACAUCUGAGCAAGUUGAAAAGCCUCCAUGUGCUAGUGGGAGCUAAAUUUCUUCUAGGUGACUGCAAUGGUUCGAGAAUCGCAGAUUUGGGUGAACUACAUAACUUGUAUGGAUCUCUAUCAAUUCUAGAGUUGCAAAAUGUGGUUGAUAGAAGGGAAGCUCUGAAGGCAAAGAUGAGGGAGAAGGAACAUGUUGAGAAGUUAUCAUUGAAGUGGAGUGAAAGUAUUGCCAACAAUUCACAAACAGAAAGAGACAUACUUGAUGAGCUACAACCAAGUCCAAACAUUAAAGAACUCCAAAUCACUGGAUAUAGAGGUACAAAAUUUCCAAACUGGCUUGCUGAUCAUUCGUUUCUUAAGCUGGUGGAAUUGUCUCUUAGAAACUGCAAGGUCUGUGAUUCCUUGCCAGCACUAGGACAACUUCCUUCAUUGAAAUUCCUCACCAUUAGAGGGAUGGAUCGAAUAACAGAGGUGACUGAAGAAUUCUAUGGCAGUUCGUCCUCCAAAAAGCCUUUUAACUCUCUUGAGAAGCUUGUAUUUGUAGCUAUGCCGGAGUGGAAGCAGUGGCAUGUACUAGGGAAUGGAGAGUUCCCUGCACUUCAGGACCUUUCAAUUGAAGAUUGCCCCAAGUUGAUUGGGAAGUUGCCUGAAAAUCUUUGUUCUCUAACAAGAUUGACAAUUUCAAAAUGUCCUGAACUCAAUUUGGAGACACCUAUCCAACUUUCAAAUUUGAAAAGUUUAGAGUUUUGGUUCUCCAAGGUUGGAGUUCUUUUUGAUGACGCUGAACUGUUUACAUCCCAACUUCAGGGAAUGAAGCAGAUUGUUGAAUUAGAAAUUCAUAAUUGUCAGUCUCUUACCUCCUUACCUAUUAGCAUUCUGUCGAAUACCUUGAAGACAAUAAAGAUAUAUGGUUGUGGGAAACUGAAAUUGGAGGCGUCAGUUGGUGAGAUGUUUCUGGAGAGAUUGGAUAUUGAUUCUAUAGAUGAUAUAUACAUGUGGGUCCCAAGAGAAUUUUGUAGAGAAUCUCACAGCCUUAAAAGGCUUUUGAUUCCUACUGAAACUCUCGAAAUUAGGGAUUGUAGGAAUAUUGAAAGACUUACGGUGACAUGUGGGACUCAGAUGACGUCAUUGUUUAUUUUCAAAUGCGAGAAGCUGAAGUGGCUGCCAGAACGUAUGCAGGAACUCCUUCCAUCUCUUAAGGAACUGACACUGUUGUAUUGUCCAGAAAUAGAGUCCUUUCCUGAAGGAGGAUUGCCCUUCAAUUUAGAAGUCCUUCAUAUCCAUUAUUGCAAGAAACUGGUGAAUAACCGAAAGGAGUGGCAUUUACAGAGACUCCCCUGUCUCAGAGAGUUAUCGAUCUUCCAUGAUGGCAGCGAUGAAGAGAUUCUUGUUGAUGAGAAUUGGGAGUUGCCUUGCUCUAUUCGAAGGCUUAACGUAGUCAAUCUGAAAACAUUAAGCAGCCAAGUUCUCAAAAGCCUCACCUCUCUUGAAUAUCUAUCUACUAAUAAUUUACCUCAAAUUCAGUCACUGCUGGAAGAAGGGCUUCCCUCAUCUCUUUCUGAUCUAUAUUUAUGUGGCCAUCAUGAACUCCAUUCACUACCGAUGGAAGGUCUUCUGCGCCUCACUUCUCUUCAACGUCUACAGAUCUAUGAUUGCCCUAAUCUCCAAUCUAUUCCAGAAUCAGCGCUGCCCUCCUCCCUUUCUGAGUUGACCAUCGAUAAUUGCCUUAAUCUCCAAUCUAUUCCAGAAUCAGCGCUGCCCUCCUCCCUUUCUGAGUUGACCAUCGGUAAUUGCCCUAAUCUCCAAUCUAUUCCAGAAUCAGCGCUGCCCUCCUCCCUCUCUGUGCUGACCAUCAUGGAUUGCCCUAAUCUCCAAUCUAUUCCAGAAUCAGCGCUGCCCUCCUCCCUCUCUGAGCUGACCAUCGAUAAUUGCCCUAAUCUCCAAUCCCUUCCAGUAAAAGGGAUGCCCUCUUCCCUCUCUAAACUAUUUAUUUCCGACUGCCCAUUGCUCAAACCACUCCUAGAAUUUGACAAGGGAGAAUACUGGCAAAAUAUUGCUCAAAUUCCCACCAUACAGAUCGAUGAGGAAUAUCAGUAAUGAUUACAAUGAAUGCUCUCACACAUCGUAGAGCAUCUAUUGCUCAAACAACGUCUAGAAUUCGAGAAGGGGGAAUACUGGCCAAAUAUUGCUCAUAUUCCCACCAUAUACGUCCAUGGGGAAUGCCUGUGAUGAUUAUAACGAGUGGUGCUCCGACAGAUCGUCUAUUGCACUGCGAAGACGAGGAAUCAUCUUCAGAUCGGGGAUGAAUUUAAUUUUAGAUGACAAAAAAAAAGUGAGUUGAGCAAGGAGGAGGUGGUUUAGAGUAAUGCACAUGUUCACUAUUGAAUGCAAAGCUCUAAUUCAAUUCAAAGGAUUUUGGUAAUGGCAUAUAAGCUAUUAUAGCUCUUGGCACCGUUGGUGAAAGUAAAGUUGUGCUGAUAUUCUCUGUUGAAUAGCCAAUCACCUCGACUAUGAGGCUUGGCACUGUUUCAGGUUUUCUUCCAAAAUAUUAGAACAAAUCAGAGGGCAAUGUUUGACAGAAGGGUAAACAUUUUGCAACCUCUCCUAAUGGAACCGUUAGUAUUUUACUCUUUUCUAGUUAAACCAAACCAUGAUCAGCAUGAUCGUUUUUCUCUUGAUUAAGAAGAAUGAUUCAUCUUAGUGCUUGGUUUCAUUUCCAAUAGAAACUAAAAAGACACAAAUCUGUGUGAUCAUCAUCAGGAGGAUUGCCCUUCAAUUUAGAAGUCCUUUGGAUCAACAAUUGCAAGAUACUGGUGAAUAACCGAAAGGAGUGGCGUUUACAGAGACUCCCCUGUCUCAGAGAGUUGCGGAUCUACCACAAUGGCAGUGACGAAGAGAUUCUUGCUCAUGAGAAUUGGGAGUUGCCUUGCUCUAUUCGAAGUCUUAACAUAUCCGAUCUGAAAACAUUAAGCAGCCAAGUUCUCAAAAGCCUCACCUCUCUUGAAUAUCUAUAUACUGGUAAUGUACCUCAAAUUCAGUCACUGCUGGAAGAAGGGCUUCCGUCGUCUCUCUCUGCGCUAAAAUUAUAUGGCCAUCAUGAGCUCCAUUCACUACCGACCGAAGGUUUUCUGCGCCUCACUUCCCUUCAACAUCUAUCCAUUGAGGCUUGCCGUAAUCUCCAAUCUAUUCCAGAAUCAGCGCUGCCCUCCUCCCUCUCUAAGCUGACCAUC